AUGGACCAGAACCUCAGCGCCACCAACCAGUCCUGGGCCGCACAGGAGCCCCCGUGGGGCCGGGGGGACAUCACCUACGUGGACCUGUACCUUCACAAGCCGUCGGUGGCGGCCGUGUUCACCGCUUCCUACCUGCUGAUCUUCCUGAUGUGCAUGCUGGGUAACGGCGUGGUGUGCUUCAUCGUGCUGCGCAGCAGGAACAUGCGCACCGUCACCAACAUCUUCAUCCUCAACCUGGCCAUCAGCGACCUGCUGGUGGGCAUCUUCUGCAUGCCCACCACACUGGUGGACAACAUUAUCACAGGAUGGCCUUUUGACAACAUAGUGUGCAAACUAAGCGGGAUGGUCCAAGGAAUCUCAGUGUCGGCAUCCGUCUUCACGCUGGUGGCCAUUGCUGUUGACAGAUUCCGCUGCAUCGUCUACCCGUUCAAGCAGAAGCUGACCAUUGCCACCUCCAAGCUCAUCAUUGUGGUCAUCUGGGUCCUGGCCGUGUCCGUCAUGUGCCCCUCCGGCGUCAUGCUGCAGGUCACCAAGGAGCCCACCGUUCGCAUCGUCCUGCGACGCGACAAUGACACCCGCCCCUUCAACUGGUGCCGGGAAAACUGGCCCAGUCAGGCCAUGCGGAAGCUCUACACCACCGUGCUCUUUGUCACCAUCUACCUGGCCCCGCUCAGCCUCAUCGUUGUCAUGUACGCCCGCAUCGGCCUGGCGCUCUUCAAAAGCACCAUCCCCGCCCUGAGGGGUAGCGGGAUCGGACCCGUCAAGGGUGGCGUCGGCAGCAAUAAGGCCAACGUGGAGGCUCGGCAGGCCAUCCCCAAGAAGAAGAAGAGGGUGAUCAUGAUGCUGUUGGUGGUGGCGCUGCUCUUUGUGUUAUCCUGGCUGCCGCUGUGGACCCUGAUGAUGCUGAGUGACUAUGCCAGCCUGAACGAGUACCAGCACCGCGUGGUCAACAUCUACCUGUACCCUCUGGCGCACUGGCUGGCCUUCUUCAACAGCAGCGUCAACCCCAUCAUCUACGGCUUCUUCAACGAGAACUUCCGCAGGGGCUUCAAGGCCGCCUUUAAAUUCCAGCUGUGCUCCGCCAUAACCGAGCACCAGAGGAGCUUUUCGCACCGUGCCCGGGGGAAUGCCAUCCUCCCGAUCCAGCCGGCCACCCUGGGGAGAGCAGGGUCGGGACCGAGGGCCGGGGCGGUGAGGAGCGAGAGGGGCUUGAGUCAGGAAGCCACGAGGUGCGACACCAGAGAUCAGGACCUGAUCGUGGAGGAUCUGGAGAAGAUUUCUCAGAUUUAGACCAAGACCUAAACCAUUACGCUCAUAGAUUAGAAACACUUAGAACCUCUAGUCAUCUUACACAAACAGACAAUUAGUGAUGUGAUUGACUGCAGCUGACAGUUUCUCUUUGGCAGCAUAAAGAAUGCUUGACAACAUUGACAUAUGAAUACCGGUUAUGGAAUGGAUGACACAGGCCACCAUUAAGUUUCCAGUGUGGCCUUCCUAAAGCCCCAAACCCAACAGUAUACAACCUUU
Molecule: messenger RNA, 1527 nt
Organism: Dunckerocampus dactyliophorus (ringed pipefish)
Lineage: Eukaryota; Metazoa; Chordata; Actinopteri; Syngnathiformes; Syngnathidae
Product: neuropeptide FF receptor 2-like
Exons: 3
Coding region: 1-1290 (429 amino acids)
Biological process (GO): G protein-coupled receptor signaling pathway
Cellular component (GO): membrane
Molecular function (GO): neuropeptide receptor activity; peptide binding
Source: RefSeq, a predicted model, not a curated record